UCACUUUGAUCGCAGUCAACAUGAAGUCACCAAAUCGAUUACUGACAUACAUAUUGUAUUGUAUUUUAUUGACCUAUAUCCCAACGUUACCUGGAGCUGUGCAAGUACAAUCACAACGAGAUGAACUAUGCAAAAAGUUGUCUAAAUCUCCCAAUUUCAACCUCAAUUACGUAUCAGGGAAACCAUGGAGGUUUUACUAUACGUGGGUGGUAAAUAUGGGAAACCGCUGCAUGGAGAUGAAAUUUUUGCGAGUUACGAGAAGGCUUAUAGACAGAAUUGGUGUAACCAUGAUUGACUACAUGAACGAGGAUAUAAAUUGGUACACCGCCACCAUGAUGACUUCUGUACUCAGGAUACAAACGGCAAAGAACGAAAAUCCGCGAGAAUCACUCAUGUUCCCUGAAAAAGGAAACCCAGGUGGAUUCAGAGGUGUGCCUAACAUGGCACAGAAUGUUGGCGAAUUCGCCAAAAACUCCAUUCCAUUGACCCACCAAGUGUUCAAACUGUUCAACGGAGGCAAGUUUCUCGUGAUGGCAGACUGCAAUCUUGGACUGGCCGCCUUGAUGGCCAGACCUAACCAGACACUCUACAGGUCAGAGAUUUUGGCAAUGGCUGAAGAGAUCUGGGAUGCUGACGGGUACCUGAUCUGCACAGAUGAUAAGAAUAAGAAUGAAAUAGAAGGAUCUUUGGCUGAGUUCAAUGAGUCGCCGCAGAAAAAUAAAAUGUACUGAUAAUCAAUAA
Plodia interpunctella (Indianmeal moth) is the source of this 741-nucleotide messenger RNA. RefSeq lists its product as uncharacterized. NCBI's taxonomy places the organism in Eukaryota, Metazoa, Arthropoda, Insecta, Lepidoptera, Pyralidae. The transcript is spliced from 3 exons. Bases 21 to 731 code for a protein of 236 amino acids. The record is from RefSeq and is a predicted model, not a curated record.